Messenger RNA from Brassica oleracea var. oleracea, 675 nucleotides. RefSeq lists its product as uncharacterized. The record is from RefSeq and is a predicted model, not a curated record. Lineage: Eukaryota; Viridiplantae; Streptophyta; Magnoliopsida; Brassicales; Brassicaceae. The transcript has a single exon. The coding region runs from base 129 to 581 and encodes 150 amino acids.
CAUCGGACAUUGACACUGUUAUUACACAAACACCUAACAACUGUUUUCCUAAUAAAACACAACUACUUCAAAAAUAGAACACAACUAGACACGAAUCAUAGCAACAGAGUGAAGAAGAAGAACAAGCGAUGUCGUUAAACACAAUCCUCACUUGGAGCCUCGUCUUCUUUCUUUUCCUCACCGUCUCCGACCAAAAGCCCACCGCUUAUGACGCUGUCAAAAGCUACAAUUUACCACCAGGAAUCCUCCCAAAGGGCGUCGUUGACUACGAGCUUAACCCCAAAACCGGCGAUUUCAAAGUCUAUUUCAACGGCACGUGUGAUUUCUCCAUCCAGUCGUACCAGCUCAAGUACAAAUCAACUAUCUCCGGCGUUAUAUCCACCGGCCAAGUCAAGAAUCUGAAAGGCGUUAGCGUUAAGGUGCUUUUUUUCUGGGUCAAUAUUGUUGAGGUGUCUCUUGACGGCGGCGAUCUUGAUUUCUCCGUCGGGAUUGCGUCGGCGAGUUUCCCGGCGGUUGAUUUUGAGGAGAGUCCUCAGUGUGGAUGUGGGUUCGAUUGUAAUGGGCUUUUGUUUUCUUCUUGAAUCUAUUAGGCCUUAUGUUGUACCAAAUAAAAGGCCUUUUGUUUUUAGUAUGAGCCAUGGCGAUGAUUAAGUUUAUUAAAUAAAUAACUUAUAA